GACUCUUCUCGCGUUUAUACCCCGCCCCGCGUAUCGGAACCAUGAGCGCCGACGGCUACUCCGCGAAGAAGACGAAGAUCAACGAGGACAAGCUCGCGGACUGGCUCCGGGAGCAGGUCACCGGCGACCUCGAGCAGAUCCCCGGCAUCGGCCCGGCGAACGUCAAGCUCCUCGCGGCGACGGACAAGGUCGAGGAGUCGAUCACGACGACCUACCAGCUCAUCGGCAAGUUCCUCUCGCUCAAGGCCGCGGACACGACGUGCGUCGAGCACUGCGACAUGUUCUACUACUGGCUCCAGGCCAAGGGCGUCAACGCGGGCCGGAACAACAUCGUCCUCGCCAUCGCCGAGAAGUGCGAGGUCUUCCUCCCGGGCUGCUACGACGCGAGCCAGUACGAGGACUAGGGCGCCCGCGAGAAAAAAAGCAAAAAAAAAAUGCCGCGCGCGCUUUUCCCUCGCCCCUAGCACGUAAGAAGCUCCACGGUG
This is a messenger RNA of Aureococcus anophagefferens, 485 nucleotides long. RefSeq names its product expressed protein. The record is from RefSeq and is a predicted model, not a curated record. NCBI's taxonomy places the organism in Eukaryota, Pelagophyceae, Pelagomonadales, Pelagomonadaceae. The annotation marks the transcript as partial. The transcript is spliced from 2 exons.